AUGAACCCAUUUAAGGUUUCAAAUUUAUGUUGUGGAAACCAAAAAAAUUUGAAAUUUUUCAAGAUAGUUAUAGAGAAUCAUGAAAAUGAAAGAUAAUACAUAGAGGUAGAUCCUUUAGAAAAGAUAAGAGAAAUUAAAUAAAAAGUAUUUGACAAUAAAGUUGACCCUGAAAAAUCACAAUUAUAUUUUUAGAUGAAGAAACUUGAAAAUGAUUGGACAGUUAAAUAAAGUGGUUUGAAAGAUUAAUGUAAACUAUAUUUAAUAUUUGGCGAAAACAUAAGAGCUNUAAUAUUAUUUAUAAUGUCAUCAAUAGAGAAGUUAUUUGAAUUGAUUACUCGUUACAUUAAUCCAAAGAAUUGA
Messenger RNA from Paramecium sonneborni, 360 nucleotides. The record is from the annotation of a GenBank genome assembly. Lineage: Eukaryota; Ciliophora; Oligohymenophorea; Peniculida; Parameciidae.